Messenger RNA from Dovyalis caffra, 1017 nucleotides. The record is from the annotation of a GenBank genome assembly. Lineage: Eukaryota; Viridiplantae; Streptophyta; Magnoliopsida; Malpighiales; Salicaceae.
AUGACUGCCGAUACAACCGUGCCGAGUUACUGGUUGAACUGGAGAUUCUUCCUUUGUGCUCUCUUGCUCUUAACAUCUAUGGUUUUAGCUGCAAUUCUAAUAUGGAAAUAUGAAGGGUCUAAAAAAUCGGAGAGGGGAGAAGAUCAGCUAGAAAGACCAGGGUCUUUGUACAAAGAUGAAGCUUGGAAUACUUGUCUGAAAACAAUCCAUCCGGCUUGGCUGCUUGCUUUUAGGAUUGUUGGUUUCGUUGUUCUUUUAUCGUUGAUCACAGCAAAUGUGACCACUGAUGGAGGGGGCAUUUUUUACUUUUAUACACAGUGGACAUUUGCUUUGGUGACAAUCUAUUUUGCGCUGGGAUCUUCAGUUUCCAUUUAUGGAUGUUGCUUCUGUCAUUGUGGACUGGGUGGUGAUCGGGUGAAUCAUGAGACUUUAGAUGCCGAGCGAGGCACCUACAUAGCUCCAACACUUAGGGAAAGUGCGAUCAUAUCCAACUCAAACAAAAGUUUAGAUACCAGUCGAGAACCUCACACUCGAGAAAUGGCAAGUCCAUGGGGCUAUGUUUUUCAAAUUGCUUUUCAGAUGUGUGCAGGUGCUGUGGUGCUAACCGAUUGUGUGUUCUGGUUCAUUAUUUAUCCAUUUCUAACAGCAAAAGAUUUCAGUCUUGAUUUUCUGAAUGUCUGCAUGCACUCGGUCAAUGCUGUUUUUCUACUUGGUGACACAGUUUUGAAUUGCAUGCGAUUUCCCAUGUUUCGGAUUGCAUAUUUUGUUUUAUGGACGAGUAUAUUUGUCAUUUCUCAGUGGAUCAUCCAUGCUUGUGUUUCAAUGUGGUGGCCUUAUCCAUUUCUUGAUUUGUCAUCACCAUAUGCCCCCUUAUGGUACAUGGCCGUGGGGUUGAUGCAUGUUCCAUGCUACGGCAUCUUUGCUUUGAUAAUUAAGCUGAAGCACUUUUGGUUGUCAAGAUCAUUUCCAGAGUUCUAUCAGGGUUUUAAAGGAGCAGCUGUGGAUUUGAGAUCAUAG